AUGCUUCGAAACAGUUUACUCCUGCGGUAUGUUGGUCUGCAUCGAAGCAUAGGACGCUUAUACUGUGUGACCGCUGGGAAGGAAUUACAGCCGGCUGAUGGCUCGUCCUACUUUGGUCUGCUCAAAUCGGCCACCGACGCAAAGGAGGUGUUGGAAUUUAUUCCCACAAUCAGUCGAACGAAACAGGACCGGCACGUGUACACCCUGCCCGCACUGAAAACGUUAUUUGAGCUGCAGAAAAAUGGCAAAAGUACGCUACGUUCCGACCAGAUCGUCAAGCAUCCACGGUUUGCGGAACUGUGCCAACACGUUCGCCUCGAAUCGCGCACCUUUGCCAUGAACGAUCUUACGGAGUGUUUGAAAAUUCUAACCUUUCUCGGGGUGCAUACAAACAGCGAGAUCAUGACGGUGCUGCUGCAGCUAAUACGGCACCAAAUCAAUGAUGUAACGUUGGAUCAUAUAGUAUUCUUAAGCUUCAUACUGAGAAAGCUCGAUCGAACACCGCUCAUCGAAGCGCUCCAAAUUGCGCUACCGAUGCUACUUCAGAUACAGAUCGGCUACAAGCUGGACUAUGAAAAUGUGCAACAACUGGUGGAGCUACUUGAGUUCGUGUCAAAGCACAAAGUAAACGACCGGACAGUGAUGAAUAUAGUUAGUGCACUGACCCUGCACGGGACGAACCUUUCGCCGGAACAGGCUAUGAACGCUUUAAAAGCAUUGGCCGGGUUCCAUACCUUCCUGCCACAGCACGAAAAACUACUGCAGAAUGUGUUCGCCGUACUAGAACGAGAUUUGGACCAGCUGCCAUUCAAAAUGAUCGACUACGUGCUGAAAAAGGUUCUAGACAAAAAUCUGGAACACUAUCCCAUGUUCUACUACGAACCGUUUCUGAAGCGAUGUGCUCAGUACCCCAUCGAUCACAACGUUGGACUGUUGAGUGCGCUUUAUGUGUUGAAAAAGUUGAACAAAAUAUCGUUUCUACACAUCCCACUAUUGGAUUACGUCGCCUCGCAAGCUGAUAAGCUUUCGCUCGUGCCAACGUCCGGCAUCAUCACGAUCGUGGCAGGUUUCUCCAACGCCAAUUAUCGACCGAACAAUUGGGCAAAAAUAAAGAAGGAAAUUGCUCGGAAUACCACUAUUACGAACGGGACGAUACCCUGGAUACGUUACAAUCUGGAGCUACUUUCGCUGGACAUCUUCAAUCCUCAGCUACUGGCACACUGGCUAGACCCUAAGACGCUUGAUGCUAACAUGGCACGGAACGUGCUAGUCGACCAUCUGCAGCUAACUGAGCUGGGUCAAACGUUACGGUUACUGUACAGCCAACAGUAUCAAGGUCCUUACCCGGCCAAGCAGUACGUGGAGAAAUCGGUGAUGCUGAUGUUGCAAAACAAUGACCAUCCAUUGCUGAAACCGCUGGAGGUUGCAUUCGGCGGCGGGGAGUAUGUCAGCACGCAAGUCGUUACCGAGCAGGGUCACGUCCUUGACCAUCUGAUCGUCUUCGAUGCGGUCACCGGUAACCCGGUCAAGGUGCGGUGUCCAUCCGAGGAAGGUUCUCCACUACGACUGGAAGACAUAAGACAACCGGAACACAAACUUGUUGCGGUUUUGUAUCUACCGAAGAGCUGUUAUGCUAUUAACGUGAAUAGAUUACGAGGCCGAUUUGCGCUGUAUAUGAAGACUAUACAGGCACUCGGUAUUCCUACGGUGGCUGUAUCGCCUGUAAUAUGGAGUAAUUUACCGGAGUCAGAGCGAAUACCCUUCCUGCAGCGUGAGGCACGUGAAGCAUUACGACAAACGAUUUAGUGCAAACGAA
Messenger RNA from Anopheles maculipalpis, 1816 nucleotides. Its product is annotated as FAST kinase domain-containing protein 2, mitochondrial-like. The transcript is spliced from 2 exons. Bases 1 to 1806 code for a protein of 601 amino acids. NCBI's taxonomy places the organism in Eukaryota, Metazoa, Arthropoda, Insecta, Diptera, Culicidae. The record is from RefSeq and is a predicted model, not a curated record.